Messenger RNA from Ustilago hordei, 2355 nucleotides. RefSeq names its product putative PRP43 - involved in spliceosome disassembly. The transcript has a single exon. Lineage: Eukaryota; Fungi; Basidiomycota; Ustilaginomycetes; Ustilaginales; Ustilaginaceae. Gene Ontology annotation, molecular function: ATP hydrolysis activity; ATP binding; RNA helicase activity. Bases 1 to 2355 code for a protein of 784 amino acids. Gene Ontology annotation, cellular component: spliceosomal complex; intracellular anatomical structure. The record is from RefSeq and is a predicted model, not a curated record.
AUGUCGAGCGCCGAAGCCAGCACCAGCGCGGACGCAGCUCGUCCAUCCAAGCGCAGCAAGAUGAACGCUCCUGACGCAGAGACCAUUACCAACCCAUAUCUCGCCCACAUGAACGAAGAUGAUGCAUCCACCUCCGCUGCUGCCACCAAUGGCACUCUCGCCGACGACCACCCUCUCGCUGGUCUUAUCCCACGCAAGGUCACUGGUCCACAAGCGCGACAGAUUAUGGAGGGCGAUGUCAACCCCUUCUCCGUAGCACCCAAGCCUUUUUCCAACGAUUACAAGAAGAUCUUGGCAAAGAGGAAGGAGCUUCCCGUCUACGCACAGAUGGACGACUUCUACCAGCUGUUCAAUGACAACCAGAUCAUGGUUAUGAUCGGAGAAACCGGUUCCGGUAAAACCACCCAGAUUCCACAGUUCGUCGCAUACUCGGAUCUGCCCAACACACAAAAGACCAAGGGCGCCGAUGGUAUUCUUGCUCCUCGCAUGAUCGCUUGUACUCAACCGCGUAGGGUUGCUGCCAUGAGCGUUGCCAAGCGUGUCGCGGAAGAGAUGGACGUCCCGCUCGGAAAGGAAGUCGGUUACACCAUUCGUUUCGAGGACGCCACUGACCGUCGCACCACCUUCUUGAAAUACAUGACGGACGGAAUGCUUUUGCGUGAAGCUAUGCACGAUCACAGUCUAUCAUGCUACAGCUGCAUUAUUUUGGACGAGGCGCACGAACGUACGCUUGCCACCGAUAUUCUCAUGGGCUUGCUAAAGGAAGUUGUCCAGCGAAGAUCGGAUCUCAAGCUCAUUGUCAUGUCAGCCACCCUCGAUGCUCUCAAGUUCCAGAAGUACUUUAACGAUGCCCCUCUGCUCAAGGUGCCCGGUCGAACCUUCCCUGUCGAGACCUUCUACACGCCCGAACCCGAGCCAGACUACCUCGAAGCCGCCAUUCGCACUGUCAUAAUGAUUCACCAGGCAGAAGACGCUGGUGAUAUCCUCGUCUUCUUGACCGGUGAGGAGGAGAUCGAAGACGCUUGUCGAAAGAUCAAGGCAGAGGCCGAUGAUUUGGCUGCUACCAACCCUGAUCUCUGUGGUCCUCUCAAGGUGGUGCCGCUCUACUCGUCACUCCCUCCAGCACAGCAGCAGCGCAUCUUCGAUCCUGCACCAGCACCUCUCACUCCUAAUGGUCCUCCCGGACGCAAAGUUGUUGUUAGCACCAACAUUGCCGAGACAUCAUUGACGAUCGAUGGUAUCGUCUACGUGGUGGACCCGGGUUUCAGCAAGCAGAAGGUGUACAACCCGCGUAUCCGUGUCGAGUCGCUGCUGGUGACGCCCAUUUCCAAAGCUUCGGCACAGCAGCGUGCGGGUCGUGCUGGACGUACACGUCCAGGCAAGUGCUUCAGGCUGUACACGGAGAAGGAUUGGGCCAACGAGUUGAUCGAGCAGAGCUAUCCCGAAAUCUUGCGAAGCAACCUCGCCAACACCGUGCUCGAGCUCAAGAAGCUUGGCAUCUCGAACUUGGUCACAUUCGACUACAUGGAUCCACCUGCUCCGGAGACCAUCAUGCGUGCGCUCGAACUGCUCAACUACCUUGCUGCCUUCGAUGACGUGGGCAACUUGACACCGCUGGGUGAAAUCAUGGCUGACUUCCCUCUUGACCCUCAAUUGGCAAAGAUGCUGAUUGUCAGUCCCGAGUUCAAGUGCUCGAACGAGAUCUUGACCAUCGCUGCCAUGCUUUCGGUGCCCAACGUCUUUGUUCGACCCAACUCGCAGAAGCAACAGGCCGACGCUGCACAGGCUGAGUUCGCUCACCCUGACGGCGAUCACCUCACCUUGCUCAACGUCUACCAUGCCUACAAGACCAACUGCCGUGAUAACAAGACCGCUGCAGACUGGUGCUGGCAGAACUACCUUUCGCAUCGUGCACUUAUGCAAGCCGACAACGUCCGUUCGCAGCUGCAGCGUCUGAUGGAGCGUCACAACCUCGACCUGGUCUCGACACCUUUCGAGGACAAGAGGUACUACACCAACAUCCAGAUGGCCAUCGCUUGUGGAUUCUUCAUGCAGGUCGCCCACCGUGCUGGAGGCAACAAGAAGGUUUUCACCACGAUCAAGGACAACCAGGUUGUCUCGCCUCACCCAUCUUCGACGCUCGAUCACGCUGCCGAAUUUGUUAUCUACCACGAAUUUGUGCUCACCACGCGCAACUUUAUCCGUACUAUCACCGAGGUCAAGCCCGAAUGGCUGUAUGACUUUGCACCCGCCUACUUUGAUCCCAACAACAUGGACGGAGAGGUGAAGCGUAUCAUGAGCGCUCUCAAAUCUCGCAAGGAGAAGGGUCCCUCCAGUUCAUCCAAGCGCAGGUAA